UGUACUUUCAGGACGUAUUGUUAACUAAUAUGGCGCUACAUAUAAAUCAAGAAGGAUAUGGUAAUUUAGUUAAGUGGGAUGUUUGAGGCUGUAAUUUUACGUUAAAGAUAUGGAAACCGUGUCAAACAACUCGGGUUAUUCUGGUUCACAGCAACCUCGUUCAUCAUCUUCAUCAUCAUCUUAUCUGUUAUCAUCAACAACAUCAUCAACCUCAACGUUCAUUACAUCCAACACACAUGAUUCUUCACCUUCGAUAGUUGAUCAAAGUAAUGCAACUGGUAUGACCUCCACUUCUGUUACUACAACCACUACUACUACUACUACGUCGAACACAUCUACGUCUGGGAAAUCAACUUAUACACUCGGAAAAGAAAUUGAAAUUGAAUUAGGAAGUGGUGUAUCCGAAGAAGAUACAAAAUUAGCUAAGAAUGACAAAAAUGCUGUUGAUUUUGUAUUUGAUUAUUGUAAAUUAUGGUGUAAAACAUGUAAGGAUUUAGUGUUAACUUUAGAGAAACGUGCAACUGCUGAGAAUGAAAGUACACGUAUUAUCAUGAAACAAUUUCAAAUAUUGGAAUCAAGUACAACUAAUCAGAAUGGUGCUCCAUAUAAAAAGCAAACACUCAAUUUAUGUCGAAUGAUGAUUGAUCAUUGUAAAGAAAUUGAAGCGAAUAAUUCCAAACGAUGCAGAGAACUUUUAGAGGUAUUAAAUCGUCAACGUACUUUAUUUGAAAAAACCAGGAAAUUUCUUAAAGACAAAUGGAAAGCAGAUGUAAAACGUAUGUUAGAUGCUGAAAAUAGUUUGUUUAAAACAAAAACAACAUAUUAUCAACGUUGUCAAGCUGGUGUAAAAUUACGUGAAGAAUUAGCUACAGCACAAAAUCUUCUAAAUGAAUUAUCUGCUUCUCUUAUGCAAUCGUCGUCAGUUUCAUUUAGUGGUACAUCUACGUCAACAGGAACAACACCAUCAUCAUCAUUUUCAUCUGUUACGAUAAUGCCACCUACACAAACAAAUGUAUCAGGUCUACCUGUUUAUACUGCUGGGAAUUCAUAUUCAUCGAAUCUAAUGAGCUCAGCUGCUGGAAGUAAUGCAAAUUUAACACAAGAUUUAAUGAAUGAUUCAAAUAUUGGUGAAUCAAAUCUAUCAAAUCCAACUUCAUCAUUAUCAACUUCUACAUCAAACCAAGUUGCUAAACAAAGAGUAAAAGUUGAACGAUUAGAAAAACAAUUGGGUGAUAAUGAUAAAAAGGAAAUUGAACUAAUGUAUGCUUAUCGUGAAGCAGUAGAUAUUGCCAAUCAUCGUUUAUGUGAACUGGAAAAAAGCAAGAUUGAAAUUUUAUGCGAUACACGUUUAACCAUAACAAAAAGUGAUGAAGUUGUUAAAGAUUCUUUAGCAGAAUUAUUAAAUCAUUUGUUUACAACUCGUUCAUUAAUGAUAAAACAGUAUGAAUUGAUUGCUAAUGCUUAUCAAGAUUAUGUACCAUGUAGUGAUUAUCGUACAUUAGUUGAAUCACAUAUUCAAAAAGGUACUGAAUUUAUUCCGGAAAAAUAUCAUUUCGAUGGAUUUCAUGAAUCAAAAUUGGAUACAAGUCGUUUAACAAGUAGGUUGGGUAAAGAUUCCGGUGACUCUACUUUAGAUAUAUUUUCUGCACAUCGUAAUCUCCUUUCAUUACAUUCAGACUCUGAUUCUGAUACAGAAACAACAGAUUUGCCAUUAAAUACAACUGGACGAAAUAGUACAAGUUUUGGUGCUAUUACAGCAGGAAGUAGUAGUGGUGGAAUCGGUAAUACUACUAAUAGUAGUGGUAAUAAUAAUAGUCUCAGCGGUUGCGGAGUUGCAAGUGGUAUAGUGUCAACAAGUAGCAAUGUUUUAUCAACCAUUGUUGAAUUUGGAUCUAAUCUAUUUCGACCAGAUUCUAAGAAAUCAAUACGUAAUAAACGUUCAACAACAAAUAGUCUUAGUAAUUCAUCAGUCCCACCAAUCAAUCCGAUAGAUAAUUUAGAAACAAUAGCUAUUCAUGAAGCUAAUUUAGAAAGAGAAUAUUUAUCAGCAUGUUAUCCAGUAGCCAGAUGUAUUGCAGCGAUUGAAAAACAAGAAAAUGGCCUAGCAACACAUGGAAUUUAUCGUGUACCAGCGUCUAAAGCGAAAGUUUCUAAUCUAAUGGAUUUGUUACAAUCUAAUCAAUUAGUUAGCAGUGACCAAAUUCAAAAUGAUAUCGACUUGUUAAGUCAAGAACAUCCACUUACAUUGGCUAGUCUGGUGAAAACACAACUGAUUGCCUUACCUGAACCAUUACUCACAUACAAUCUUUAUCCGAAUUUUGUUGAACUUGGAAAAGCGUUUGACUUAGUUGAUUCAAAUAUAACUGAUGAACUGAUGAAACGUCUUCAACUAUUGAUUAAUCAUUUAAGUCCUGGUAAUCGUCAAUUAGCUGGAUUAAUUUUUCAUCAUUUACACAGAGUUGCUGAAUGUCAGUCGGAAAAUCAAAUGGGAGCUGUUAAUUUAGGUACAAUGUUUGCUCCAACAGUAUUACGUCAAAGACCUAAAUUUCAAGUAGCUAAUAUGAUGGAAUUCAUGGAUAAUAAAGGUCAGACAAAAGUUGUUGAAUUAUUAAUUGAUCGUGUUUUUCAAGUAUUUGGUUCAUCAGAACAAUAUGAUCCAAUCAAAUUAAUUACAGCGCAUAUUACAUCAAAUGAUGAUAAAACUACCAUAGCUGAUUAUAAUCGAAUGAAUUCAGCACGUGGUAGUAUUUCAUUAGCUAAUUGUGAGCGAUCUAAAUCAACUUGUAGUACAGUUGUAGAUAGUGUCUCUGAUACACCAAUGAAUAUAUCUAGUAAACUUCAUACUGUUAACACUAUAACAACUAUCACAACUGCUACUACCGUUAGUACUACUACUAGCAAUAAAACCAUUAAUACUGAUAUACCAUCGUCGACAACUUUCACACUUGUUGGUACAACCAACAGCAAUACUACUCAUACUACUGACAGUAAUAGUAAUGAUAAUAUGGUCAAAGAAACUACAACAACACUUCCACCUUCUGGUUUAUUAAGGUCGGCAACAAUAUCUGUUUCACCACAAAUUCGACCUACAGGAACCCUGCUUACUGGAGCCUUACCUUUGUAUACUCCAUAUCGGCAGAAUCAAGGAUUUAGUAAAGACAAUGCAAAUAUUGAAGAAACUCCUAUUAAUACCAGUUCUGAUAUCACAAUUUCUUCAUUACAUGGAGCUGAUAAACAUGACAAAAUACAUAAAAGACAUAAUCCUGUAAUAAGUGAAAAAUCAACUAAUAUAAAAUCUAGUAUGAGACUUCAAGAUUUAGCUAAACCAGUUAUUGAACCAACUAUCAUUACAACAUCUCAAAUAUCUAAUCCACCAACUACUGGAAUAGUCAUUACUACCAGUACUACUACUACUAAUGUUAUUACUUCUACUAGUAAUAGUAACAAUAUGAAUGAAGCUUCAUCUUCAUCGUCAUCAUCUAUUGUACGUGGGAUUAAAAGAUUGUAUUCUUCAAGUGGUCAACAUUCGAUUUCACCAUCUACAAUCGCUUCAUCGAUUACAACAUCAAAGUUGUUUCACCCAUCUGAUAAACAAAAUGCUCCAAAUACAUCAUCUACUGAUUCCGCUACAAAUACAGCCUUAUCAAGUUUAAUAAUUGGACGUCGUAAACCUGUUGGACGAUUAUUGGCUUUACAUCAAACUACAGAGACUUCAGAUAAUGUAUCCCCUGUGAAUCCUACGAAUUUAGAUCAAUAUAGUUUUAUUGAUAAUGAUUUGCCUGAUUCUUUAAAUGAUUCAUGAAUUCGAAGAAAUAUUCAUUUAUGUUUUCAUUGAUUGAAUCAUAAAUUGUCUUCCAUAUUCAAUGAUAUAAUCCCUGAAUACACCUAUAUAUAUAUAUACAUAUAUAUGUAAUCUCAUGAAUCGAUUCUUCAACUCUCGUCUAAAUCAUCGGAAAUAUUACUACUACUACUAUUACUAUUACUAUUAUUAUCAUUAUUAUUAAUAUAAUUAUUAUUAUGAUCACUAGAUCUGUUAUCAUUAUCCAUUCUCUUAUUGAAUACACUUCAACAGAUAAAAGUCAUAUAGAUUUAUUUAUUUUUCACAAUUCAUUAACAAUAAUAAUAUCUCUUCAUUACAUUUUGUAUUAUGUAUUGUAUUGUAUAAAUUUUCAUUCUAAGAAAAAAAUAAUGAAAAGAAAUUAAAGAAAAAGGAAAAAAGAAUGAACAAGAUUUUAAUCAUUCAAUUUAUGAUACGUUUUUUUCUUUUUUCUUUCUUUUUUUUCCUAUAAAAAAAGAGAAAAAUGAAAAACUAUUUAACUAAGAUCAUUCAAAGUAUCUUACUGUUAUAAUAA
Messenger RNA from Schistosoma margrebowiei, 4352 nucleotides. NCBI's taxonomy places the organism in Eukaryota, Metazoa, Platyhelminthes, Trematoda, Strigeidida, Schistosomatidae. The record is from the annotation of a GenBank genome assembly.